AUGUCCCUGGGAGCACAGAUGAUCGUGGUUGCAAAGGCAAACGACACCAACUUUGGUCUUUACGUUGCAGUCUACAUAAAGGACAUUGAAUGUGCCUUGACAAUAGCCAAGAAACUGGAGUCUGGAACUGUGGGAAUUAACUACACUAGCCCAACUUCUGCUCAUGAUAUGCCAUUUGAAGGAUAUAAGAGCAGUGGGCUCGGUAAGGAGGGAUGGACUGUCAGUCUUCACAUUUUCCUUGAGAUGAAAACCAUUUUGAUGAAGGAUAACGAUGUUUGA
Molecule: messenger RNA, 279 nt
Organism: Penicillium robsamsonii
Lineage: Eukaryota; Fungi; Ascomycota; Eurotiomycetes; Eurotiales; Aspergillaceae
Product: Aldehyde dehydrogenase N-terminal
Exons: 1
Coding region: 1-279 (92 amino acids)
Molecular function (GO): lactaldehyde dehydrogenase (NAD+) activity
Source: RefSeq, a predicted model, not a curated record